This is a messenger RNA of Manduca sexta (tobacco hornworm), 6693 nucleotides long. RefSeq names its product G1/S-specific cyclin-E (gene Cyce). The transcript is spliced from 8 exons. The record is from RefSeq and is a predicted model, not a curated record. The coding region runs from base 594 to 2111 and encodes 505 amino acids. Gene Ontology annotation, biological process: regulation of cyclin-dependent protein serine/threonine kinase activity; G1/S transition of mitotic cell cycle. Lineage: Eukaryota; Metazoa; Arthropoda; Insecta; Lepidoptera; Sphingidae. Gene Ontology annotation, molecular function: cyclin-dependent protein serine/threonine kinase regulator activity. Gene Ontology annotation, cellular component: cytoplasm; centrosome; cyclin E1-CDK2 complex.
AACGACUGUGCCGUUUUAGAUGCUUUUACUUUGAUUUUUCUACGAAUAAUUCAUUUCUAAAUUGGUUUUAAGAUUGUAUCAUCUCGUGCACGGGCUAUUUUUAUCAAUUUCCAUAAGUGGAUGGGCCGAGAAACCCAAGCUUGCGACGUGUCUAAUGGCGCUGACGGGAUGAUUUCGCGCGCGAAUGUGACGGAUUCGUGGCAUUUUUUCGAGCAGCGGAUUGAUAAAUUUCAACAUUUUAACGCUUAAUAUCGAUAGUUCAUGCUCUUUAGCGAAUGUAAAAUACUAAAAUAUCCACAUUAUCUAUGAAUUACUGCCCUAAAAUACGCUUAGAAAAAUUUUCUCCCGCCAAUCAGCAGGGGGCACGCUGUAGGAAGAUCCAUCUAUUUAGCGUACAAUACGCCCUAAUAUACCGUAUUUUUAGUAUUUAUGCAAUUCUACAAUGGUUCCAGUUAAAAUAGAGCCGAUCAGUUUUAUGUUAAAUUUGGAAAUAUGCCCUCAAUUACGGUUGUCAAGUGACAUAACCCUAUUUGCAACUUGAACAUGACAUGCGGCUGUGGAGAUAGUGUGGCGGUGUCGCUGCCCCCUCUACAAUGGCACAAACUGGUUCCUCCAGCGAAUCUAGUGAAAAUCGUAUGAAUCUAAAGAGAAAGAGGAACUCCACAGACGAUGAGUUAGAAAACCAGCCCCCGGCAAAGAUACCUUCCAAGACUGAUGAGGACAUUGAUGACCAGCCUGCUCACAAUGUGGUGGUGGAGUCAUCAUCAUGCUCCAGUGACGAAGAGAGCUCACAGUAUGAAGGGAAUGAACCAAGGAGUGUUUUCACAGACUUAGAUUAUAACCCAGACAGUUUCUUAAGCCCACCGAGUAUACCUGAUCUUCCUAACUGUGUGCUGAGCCCUUUGGAGAAUGUUGCUAGAGGCGAGUCCACUCCACAUUCAAAUAAGAGGCCAAGUACAAGUAAACCCCUGUGCCCCACACCACCAAAACGUAAAUGUCCCCUGCCUGGAUUGUCCUGGGCGGAUCCUAAAGAUGUGUGGAACAGCAUGUGUGAUUGUGACGCCAGGUCUAGCAUGAAGAAGAAUCCCAAUAUGUUUGACAAUCAUCCAAAUCUUCAGCCGAGGAUGAGAGCUAUCCUGCUGGACUGGCUCAAUGAGGUAUGCGAGGUGUAUAAACUGCACAGAGAGACGUUCCACUUGACGGUGGACUAUGUGGACCGAUACCUGUCCAACACAGAGGACGUGCAGAAGGGCCGCUUACAACUUAUUGGUAUCACAUGCUUGUUCAUAGCGGCGAAAGUGGAAGAAGUGUAUCCUCCAAAAAUCGGCGAGUUCGCAUACGUAACGGACGGCGCGUGCACCACCGACGAGAUCCUACUAGAGGAGCUCCUCAUCCUGAAAAUCCUGUCGUGGAACAUCACGCCCAUCACCAUCAACGGGUGGCUGAACGUGUACAUGCAGCUCGCGAGCGAGGGCCGCAGCGCGCUGAAGCGUCUGCUCGGCGAGCAGGAGUCGGGCGCCAACGCGCUGCGGCCGUACACGUUCGUGUUCCCGCAGUACUCGUCACUGGAGUUCGUGACGUGCGGACAGCUGGUGGACCUGGCCGUGCUGCACGUAGACGUGAACCGGUGGUCGGCCGGCACGGUGGCGGCGGCCGCGGUGGCGCACACGUUCGGCCGCGACCUGGCGGAGCGCGUGUCGGGGUUCGCGUGGGAGAGCGUGCGCGCGUGCCACGCGUGGCUGCGGCCCGCCGCCCGCCUGCUGCGCGGCGCCGGCGCAUGCGUGCUGCGCGCCGCCGACGGCGAGUUCGUGCAGCGCGCCGCCGGGCUCGACCUCAUCUGCCCCGCGCUCAACAGCGACGAGAGCCACCGCGUGCAGCAACACAAUGUCAGCCUCGACAUGUUUGAUAAAGUUUACCAGGAGAUGACUGAGCAAACGGAGUGGGCGGGCGCGGGCUCGUCGCAAGAGACGGAGCUCCCGCCUCCUGAGCAGCACAUCUACCCUCCCACGCCGCCGCAGUCUGACCACAAGAGCCCCAAGACUCCGGGCACCAAGACGCCCUCCUCGCGGCACGACGCCCUCGACGUGGCACUCAGGCCCGACCUGCAUUGACCGGUGAAUUAUCUGUGAAUGUUGUGUUAUGUCCGUGAACUACAGUGUAGUUCAGUUUUAAUAAGUCGAUACACGGGACUCGGUGCAGUGUGUCGCCGCUCGCCGCGCGAGCUUGUUAAACUUUUUACCGAGCGCAAGGUCACAGUCGUAGCAAAUAAAGCGUCAGUGGGACAUUUUGAGCAAUUCUCGUAACAUCGGUGCCUACAGCGUGCUUCUACGCUGCACCCAUACUCGAGGACGUGCUGGACCGACUGCGGCCGAACUUAUAGUCAUUCGUGACAUCAAUAUACAUGAUUGUCGGAGGAAGUGCCGAUCUUUGACAAACGUACUCGCGAUGAAGAAUUUAGCCGACUGAUAUCCAAUCUUCAUCGCGCGUAUUAUUAAACGGAACUGUCUAAUUUUUAGAUGUAAAAUGAUCUGAUACUGCUGGUGACUCUUGGACAAUGAUAUAUUUGGUGACUGACGCUGUCUUCACAGAAAUGAUUAGCGUAUUCACCAGCUAAUUCAAGAAAUGUAAAUAAGUAUCUAUAGUUCAGAUGUUUGCUUAAUGAAUGUGUUCAUUCAGCUUUUCUAAGAAAACUGAUAUUGGGAAAUUCAUUAAUGACAAUUUUGACUAUUCUAAAAUUACACCUAAUAGCACCGUACAUCCUUGACAAAUAGGUAAAUAUUUACAUUUCUGGAACCGUCUGAUGAACACACUACCUGAACAAGACGAGCACACUCCGUCUCGGCAAAACUACUUAAAGCUGCAGUCAUGCCAUUUUUAUCGUAUCAGUGGGAUUGUAGGAAAAUACCGUUCCUUCUCCCAGUACCCAUUCCUACCCUUAAAGUUGGCAAGACAUCACAAUUACUUUGAAUUUGUGGAUGGUAAUGAGCAGUGACAACCACUUAGCACGUUCCCACUCUUUGGAUGUCGGGCCUGACAAUACAUCUAGUGCUGUAGUGGCCGAACAUUUUACAUGAAGCUGUUAACACUUACCCGACAAUGUUUUUUGUAGACACUUAAUAUAAAAUGUUCUGCAACUAGAGCACCCGAUAUCGGUGGCGAAUUGUCCACAUAACCGGAUUCUUGCCGGCUUCUCUUUCCUUAUAUAAAAUCUAGUAAUCAUUAGAACGAUUUGCAGUAUGUAUGCAUAUUUGUAGUACCUAUAUGUUGUGUCAGGUACCCUUUGGGAAAAUUUCACAAUGCGCCACUGCCUGAUUAUUAUCGGCUUCGACAUCCGACAAGUUGGAAUGAGCUGUUACUACGGUAGAACUAGUUCGUUAACCGGCCUUCUUAAAUACUCAUUGUAUCCCAGUUAAAGCUACUAACACGCGACACUAACUCGCCCGUGUGGAGUGUGGCAGCCUUCUAACCAACUAGCGCACUAAUUUGCUGUUUGAUGUUUAGUUACUCACAUCUAUUUAACUGGGAUAUACUGUACCUUAAUAUUUUAUUCAUCCUCGCCAUUAAUCAAGUAUCCCAUGCUUUUUCCUCCUUUUCAUCCCAACUUACUUUGUUUUAGGUCGAAGACUUUUUUGUUGUUUCCAUAGACUGAGUAGGGUUGGCUUAAGGGUGCUUUUCCUUUGUAGCAAUGCGCGACUGAGAUAAUUAGACAUGCAGAAAUUGACAAUGUUAUUUUGACGCUCCGCUUGUAAAGGCAUCGUAAAUCUACGCAAAAGUUGCUAGUUAAUUGAACAAGCGUCACAUCAAUAAGUCCAAGAUAGGUCCCAGCAACAGCUUGAUUGGUGGAGUAUGAAGAUGCAUUUGUGCAUCAAAUUGACUGAAAAUGUAAACUUAGGUACUUGUGAAUACGUUCACAUAAUUCUACUUAGUCUCCGAAGAGAACUUUGUUCCUAUGGUAUCUUGGAUGGUGAGCCGCCGAAGAACCGCUCGCUGCUUAGACAUUCCUAUCGUGUAAUGUAAGAUAUGAGUAAUGUAAAGAGUCGACAGUCCACCGCUUGUUUCUAACCGUUAUAUAUGUGUGUAGUUAUAAUUCAUCAGUUAAGGUUGUGUUCACUCGUCACUUUGUUUUAUUAUAUAAGUGAAUAUUGUAAAUAAGAAUGCAUUAUCCCUAAUCAUUAUCAAUAAUCAAUCUUAUUGCCGUAUGUCGAUGAAUGAUAUUGAGUCGUAUAUUUAUUUAAAACAUCGCUUAUACUGCGUUGUGGUGGUAUUUUGGUUUAAGAUAAUAGUCUUGGAAAGUUUAAUAGAUACUUUUUGUCACAUUAGAAAUGCGGGAACGGGAUGUUGUCUGAUAAGAUUAAUAUUUUAUAACUUUCGUGAAUGGUAAUAAGCUGUAUAUAACAUAUUGACGUCGACUGAUAAACUCCGAUAUAAGUGAUUAGAGUUUUUAGGAGAAUAUUUUUGGUAUUUUUGCAGAACGAAAAAUGAGUGCCAAGAUAGGCGUAUUUUCGUCGCACGAUUGCUCAUUAUUUUGACAUGCGUAUGAUGCACAUGCACAUAUUCCGGGGGUGUACCAACGCUCCAACGCACUCGAACUUACCUCUUGCCGCUUGUGUACCGUAGGGGGUCUAUGAAAAUGUUCUAGUUGUCAAUUGGGAAUAUUAAGAAAAUUUUAUUCGUAUAUUUAUUUGUAUUUCAUUGUGCUUUAUAUUUAAUUUAUACUAUGUAGUGAUAAAUCGGCAGCAUCCCAAACAUUGAAAGUUCAUCUUAAACGUUAAUACCACUGCGUGGCUUUGCAUUAUACGUUACCACAAUAUUAUCCAUUUUGUUUUAUCCCACAAUCAAAUUGUAGACCUUAAUCAAAUAACAUACAAGCAUAUUAUGGGACAUCCCCCAACUGAACUCUCAAAAUUAGUUUAAGUAAAUUUAAUAAUAAUAAUACCUAGUAGUUCACAUUGCUUUAAAUUAUGUAAAUAAAUUGAUAAUUCUGUAAUUUAUUAGUUGAAUAAACGAACUAUAUAAACGAGUUCAGAACUGAUUUAUAUUCAAGACUUGCGCGCAAGCAAUGCAAUUAAUAUAUGAUAAACUACGGAACAUAGUGUAUUUUUAAUUCAACAUUUUAACCAAAGACUGUCCGCUGGACGAGAAUCUUCGUUUGUUAUUUUGAAACCCAUUUGUGUAAUACUUUUGUCAACUUGAGAGCGAAUAAAAUUAUUAUCAGUCCAGCUAGUCCAGCUAUAUUUUACGUAAAAAAAAAUAUGGUAAAAUUUACAGUUUUUUGAACGGUAUUCGGUGAGUCGAGUUGGAAGAUAUAACAAAAAUUAUGCACAUACACCUUAUCAAUUUAUUUACAAAAUACUGUGUGCAGUGGAAGUCUAUAAAUAUAACUCCAACCUAGUGGCAAGAAGUUUCCCUUGCGAGUUAUUUAUUGCAUUUCUUUACGCUACAAAUUGCACUAGUUUGUAAAAUUAGCGACAUCACGUCAUAUGUAUUGUACGCUUUAGUUUAUUGUUACUGGGCCACACGUGUAGGGUCCGUGCAGUGGCAGGGGUUUGCCAUUAUUAUUGACCAAUUGACAACAUAUUGACGGCAUCCACGCUCCGCAUCCUCCGUGGCGGAUGCGUGUGAUAUCGUUCGUAUAAUUAAUGUAUGCAUGAUCCCAAGAAUGCGCACGUUGCCGCCACAUCACGGUCAUUGCGUUGUGGCCAUUUGUGCAAGUACGGGCAUACUUGUCUACAUUAGACGAACCCCAACUCGACUGAACGCUUAUUGAGCGCUGUUCUUGGCAAUUCUGACUGUACUUACAGAUUUUGUGUAUUAGCUGCCUAUUUAUAUUAUAACGUGCCUUAAUAUUUAAUCACUAUCUAGCGACUCUGUACUAUAAGAGGAUGUAUGUGCAUUCUGGACGCGUGUAUAUAAAAUAUAGAAAAUGGUUUUACUAGUUCGUAAUAAAAAAAUAUAUAUAUUUAUUGUAUGACGAGCCACGCUAUACUAGCAUCUACUUCGGUAAGGUAUUGUACAAAUAUUUAUAUUGAACAGAAAAAUAAAUUCAAGUAUCGUUGUAGCUCACUCCUCGCUGUAAACACCAACUUAUUUGUUGUGCGUUUCGCUUUUUUAAGAUUAAACCAUUUUGUAACUUACAAAAGCGGACCAUUAGAAAAUUGUUAGUAUCUGUAGUGUGAAAAUGAUAGUGAUUUAUUGAUGUUACUGUUAAGUUUAGAAAUAAUAAUUACAGCGUCGGAGUUGUGUUUGCGAGCGAGCAGUGAGCCGCCUGUCUAACAAAUUGCGUUGUACCUAACAUUAGAACCGGGUAUCGUAGCAUUACUGUAGUUAAUUCUUGUAGCAUUAAGUUGAACGAUUACGCUUAUCCACUAAGGCGAAGGCUCACCUUAUUAAUAAGACUCUUAUAGAUGUGUUACUUUCAUUGAACAACUUAAAAUAUAUACGUAGAGGCAAUGACGCCUUUUAGUAUUAAGUUAUUUUUAUAUCAAUUUAUGGGAAGCUUAUAAGAUAAAACAUAGUAAUAUAAUAGGAUUUUUCAAUUGUAUUUCUGGAUAGUAUGUGAUCUCAUAAGUUGAACUCGGAAGCCAUUUGUUAUUGUUCAUGAAUCGUUGUCUCUUGUGCAAUACGCAUUGAUCACAUUGAUUGUACACUUGGAUGUCACGAAAUAAAAGUAUUAAUAAACGGUGUUGAUGAUGA